Messenger RNA from Gambusia affinis (western mosquitofish), 2524 nucleotides. Its product is annotated as zinc finger protein 260-like. Bases 155 to 2524 code for a protein of 789 amino acids. Lineage: Eukaryota; Metazoa; Chordata; Actinopteri; Cyprinodontiformes; Poeciliidae. The record is from RefSeq and is a predicted model, not a curated record. The transcript is spliced from 4 exons.
GGUUUCUUCAAUGAAACACACAAAAGAGCACAGGCGAUAGAUAGCCUUAGCUUUACUUUUGUUAGACGGUUGUCUGAUGACGGGUUUGAGGUUUAGCUAAAGGUUUGACUGUUUUUAAAUAAAAAUGUCUUCAUUUUAGCCUCGGAGAGAGUUUAUGAAAGAGCUGUUAACUGAAGAAACAUUCACAGAGUUGAAAGAAAUCAAUGUCAAGAUGGAGGAAGAGAUGGAGGAUCAGCGCGGACUGAUGGACUUCAGCCGGAUACCGAAGAUCAUCUUACACCGAAUAGAUCUCCCACAAUGCUGUAAAGAGGAGGAGGUUCUGAAUGAGCUCAGCAACUCAGAGGAAAAAUCCACUUUGGAUCAAGAGGAACCAGAACCUCUGCAGAUAAAACAGGAACAAGAGGAACCAGAACCUCUGCAGAUAAAACAGGAACAACAGGAACCAGAACCUCUGCAGAUAAAACAGGAACAAGAGGAACCAGAACCUCUGCAGAUAAAACAGGAUCAAGAGGAACCAGAACCUCUGCAGAUAAAACAGGAUCAAGAGGAACCAGAACCUCUGCAGAUAAAACAGGAUCAAGAGGAACCAGAACCUCUGCAGAUAAAACAGGAACAAGAGGAACCAGAACCUCUACAGAUAAAACAGGAACAAGAGGAACCAGAACCUCUACAGAUAAAACGGGGACAAGAGGAACCAGAACCUCUGCAGAUAAAACAGGAACAAGAGGAACCGGAACAUCAAGAGUUCAAAGAGGAAGAGAAGCAACUCUGCAUCAGUCAGGAUGAUGUGCAUGUUGUGCUGAAACAGGAGACUGAUGACAUGUUGGUGAACAAACAGCAGAAAGGCACAACUGAGACUUCAGAACAAGAAACACAAAAAAAAGCUCAACCAAACCAAAAUCUAUAUUUUUGUAAAAUUUGUGAUGAAACCUUUUCUCGAAAAAAUUCUUUCAUGAUACACGUGAGAACUCACACGGUCAAGAAACCUUUCACAUGUUCAACCUGUGGAAAAGAUUACCCUCACAAGAGUCGUUUAAUUGAUCACAUGAGAAUUCAUACAGGUGAAAAACCUUUCACAUGUACAGCUUGUGGAAAAAGUUUCCGGACGAAACCUGACUUGGUUAGUCACAUCAGAGUUCACACAGGUGAGAAGCCAUUCUCAUGUGGAAACUGUGGAAAAAGUUUCCAGAGGAAACAUGACUUGGUUCGUCACAUCAGAGUUCACACAGGUGAGAAGCCAUUCUCAUGUGGAAACUGUGGAAAAAGUUUCCGGAGAAAACCUACCUUGGUUCGUCACAUCAGAGUUCACACAGGUGAGAAGCCUUUCUCAUGUGGGACCUGUGGAAAACGUUGUUCUCACAAAAGUCGUUUAAUUGAACACAUGAGAAUUCAUACAAGUGAAAAACCUUUCACAUGUGCAGCUUGUGGAAAAAGAUUCCAUCUCAGUGGCACUUUAAACAGACACAUGAGAACUCACUCAGGUGAGAAGCCUUACAAGUGCACAACCUGUGGAAAAAGUUUUGUGUCUAAAUCUCACUUAGUUGAUCACAUGACGAUUCAUACAGGUGAGAAGCCUUUCUCAUGUGGAAACUGUGGAAAAAGUUUCCGGAGGAAACCUGACUUGGUCCGUCACAUCAGAAUUCACACAGGUGAGAAGCCAUUCUCUUGUGGGACCUGUGGAAAAAGUUUCACUCUUAAAAAAAAUUUACCUGCUCACAUGAGAACUCACACAGGUGAAAAACCUUUCUCAUGUGAAACCUGUGGAAAAAAUUUCACUCAUAAAAAAAAUGUAAAUAUUCACAUGAGAAUUCACACUGCUGAGAAGCCUUUCUCAUGCAAGAUCUGUGGAAAAAGUUUCCGGUGGAAACCUGACUUGGUUCGUCACAUGAGAAUUCACACAGGUGAGGAGCCAUUCUCAUGUGGGACCUGUGGAAAAAGUUUCACACUUAAAAAAAGUUUAACUGCUCACAUGAGAAUUCACACAGGUGAGAAGCCUUUCUCAUGUGGGACCUGUGGAAAACGUUGUGCUCACAAGAGUCAUUUAAUUGAACACAUGAGAAUUCAUACAAGUGAAAAACCUUUCACGUGUGCAGCUUGUGGAAAAAGUUUCCAUCACAGUGGCACUUUAAACAGACAUAUGAGAGCUCACUCAGGUGAGAAGCCUUACAAGUGCACAACCUGUGGAAAAAGUUUUGUGUCUAAAUCGUACUUAGUUGAUCACAUGACGAUUCAUACAGGUGAGAAGCCUUUCUCAUGUGGAAACUGUGGAAAAAGUUUCCGGAGGAAACCUGACUUGGUCCGUCACAUCAGAAUUCACACAGGUGAGAAGCCAUUCUCUUGUGAGACCUGUGGAAAAAGUUUCACUCUUAAAAAAAGUUUACCUGCUCACAUGAGAACUCACACAGGUGAAAAACCUUUCUCAUGCAGAUACAAGCAUAUCGGGCUUGAAGGAAUCCUCAGCAGAACCUCACGAUCCAACACUGUGCUGGCGCACGCCAAGAUGGCCACCAGCCACCACCUGUAA